Molecule: messenger RNA, 2694 nt
Organism: Bombyx mori (domestic silkworm)
Lineage: Eukaryota; Metazoa; Arthropoda; Insecta; Lepidoptera; Bombycidae
Product: targeting protein for Xklp2
Exons: 1
Coding region: 1012-2418 (468 amino acids)
Biological process (GO): regulation of mitotic spindle organization; activation of protein kinase activity
Cellular component (GO): spindle; microtubule
Source: RefSeq, a predicted model, not a curated record
AAAAGUUAUGUAGAUUUAGCGAAAUAAUUGAAUCACAUAAAUUUUCUUCGUAAUUAAUUCAAUUCAACACUACUGUUUCUGAAAAACUGUUUACUCGAAUUUAUUACUCGGUGAUACCAGUAAAUAAAUUUGCAGUGUCAGUAAAAUAUAUUGAUAUUUUAUUUACUUUUUUAUGAUUGUACGUUGGUUAGCAAGGUCACGGUUUAUCUAGUUUUGAGUAAUGAUCGUCAUAUACCGAGAGAAUAUCGUCAUAUACCGUUUAUAUUAUAAAACAGAUGUCGAAACACAUGAUUGCUUCGCAGUAAAAAUAGGUCGGAUUGUAGUACCUAUUCUUGUGGGAUUACAAUAUUCCGUACCACCAGUAAUCAUUACACUAUAUUUUUUUACGGGAUUGAUUUAGCUACACGAUUAUCUUAAUAUUUCCCCAUGACUACAGAUUCGGCGUACCAGCUGUUGGUAAAUUGUUUUAUAAAAGGUAAACUAUGUCAAGUAUUGUGUGAAAUACACAAAUUCUAAUAUGAUAUUUGUACAUAGCCUUAACGUGACCUGUAACUCAAACUGAUGUUAUGCCCGCAGCCUGCGAGAGUUUUACCAAUCUAAAUUUGAAAAAAUAAAUUGUAAAAUUAUUAAAAAUAUAAAUACUUCUAAAUACCUUAAUUUUGAGGAGUAAUUCCGCAUUCAUUUGAAGUUAGUUAUUUUAGUUAAUAAAUCGCAAGAACUGUCGCCUUGAAUAAAAAAUCAUUCUAAAAAUAAGCACUAACACCAUUUCGUGUUUGCGGUAGUAAAAUGAUUUUGUCUUGGCUGAUGAUAGUUUUCCCUUUGAGAUUUGUUAAACUGAAGAUUUAUAAAAUGGAAAUAUUGGCUGUAUGAAAUCGUUCCUGUGGCCUGCCCAAGCAGGACACAAAUAAAAAAUACUUCUGUCAGAGUUUGAAAAUAACGACAACACGAGAUUGAAAAAAUCCACUGUUGAGGGAAUAUACUUUUUAUUUUGUGUAUUUCGAAACACAGAAAAUGGCCAAAAAUUACGUGACUAAUUUUCGUGGUGAAAGUUUUUUCACACCGAAUGCUAAAAUGAAUAUAAAAGACGAACCGGUCACUCCUAUUGAAGAAGACUUUGGUGAACAUAAUAAUUUGGAUAGUUACGAGAACGAUUACGGCUCGAUGAGAAAAUCAUUGUCAAUGAACGACAUUGCAGCCCUUCGUGAAGAUCUUGUUAAGUUGGAAUUCAGUGAUCAUGAUGAUGUGUACCAAAGAUAUCGGAGACCGACAGCGGGACCACAAGAACUGUCCAAAACGAAGUUUGUGUCCAUGGCAGAGGCUAUAUACCAUUAUCAAAGAGAUACUCCGGGUAGAUUUCGUUCAACUAAACCUCAAAUAUUUAGAACCCAAGGACGUGCAGGCCCUAAUGGGCUCACAGUUCCUCAGUCUCCCAUGCUCCGUUGCAAAGCGCGUUCACGGCCUCUACAUGUAAUGUCACAAAAAGAAAAGGAAGACCUAGAACUUGAAGAAUUAAAAAAAUAUAAGAUCAAAGCUCAUCCUAUACCUAAGUCUGUGAUGGAAGGGCCUAUAAAUCUACCAGAUGUACCAAAGAAGCCAGUGACAGUUCCUGAACCAUUUCACUUAACUGAGAUCCAUAAAAAACCUAUUGCAUCCCCAGUAGUUGAGAAAUUUAAAGCUAGACCUGCCCCCAAACAUAUUCUUCAAAAACCACAAGUGCCAGUGAAGCCUCCAGUCCAUGUUACAAAAUCAAUCAGUCCCAAAUUUCAUUAUAAAAGGACAAAUUCUGCUGAUCAACUAAAGAAUGAAAAGCCAUCCCAGAAACUAGUUGAGAAGUGCCUGAGACAAGGACCAGUUAAACCAGAACCUUUCUCUUUUGAAAAAAGAGAUGAGGAGAUGAAACGUCGUAGGGAUGAAAGAAUAAAAAAACAAAUUGAAGAAGAAAGAAAACAGGCCUCCCUGUUCAAAGCCCAACCCUUACCAGGUGCUGUAAAGAAACAAAUGAAGUGUGCCACUAUUAAAGGCAGUUCAUCCACUGCUUCUUCAGAGAAUAAGGAAAAUCAUAAAUUUGAAGCUCGGCCACCUAUAGUACUUUACAAAGAACCAUUUAAGCCAGUUUUGCAAUCUUUGCAUAUAGUAAAACCUGUUCCAUUUGAGCUGACUACAGAGAAACGAGCAGCAGAGAGAGAGAAGUUUGAGAAGCAAUUGAGAGAAAAGGAAGAAGAGAUGGAAAGAAUUAAACAGAUGAAAGAGAAAGAAAGACUUGAAUCAGAAGAGAGAGCUAAAGCAGAACUCCGAGCAAAACUUAUACAUCAUGCAAAACCUGUACCAGUGCUUGUACCAUUUGUACCGGAAAAAUCUGCAGCAUCUCUAACAGUACCUGAAACACCUAAAUUUGUAAGGAGGUUGAAGCAGCAUUGAUAAACAAUGAUCGAUAAAAGAAUUAAUCUUCUAAUAAUAAUCUUCUUACAUAUGAAGUUUGUCAUUUAAAUGACGAACAACUCCUCAUAUAACCCAGGGACUUAUUACUUGAAAUAAUGUAAUGCAGUGAUAGACAUUCCCUUUUAUAGAUAAUUUACUUUAGUUCGAAUAGCUGUAAUUUUUAGUGUAAAUGUUUCAGACAUACUUUUAUUUCAUUAUUAAUUUGGAUUUAUUUGGCAAUUGAAUUAUGGUAAUAUAAACUAUUUAAACAAAGAA